Pararge aegeria (speckled wood butterfly) is the source of this 5243-nucleotide messenger RNA. It is a transcript of the gene Gcn2, whose product is annotated as eIF-2-alpha kinase GCN2. Gene Ontology annotation, molecular function: eukaryotic translation initiation factor 2alpha kinase activity; protein binding; ATP binding. The transcript is spliced from 28 exons. The record is from RefSeq and is a predicted model, not a curated record. Gene Ontology annotation, biological process: regulation of translational initiation by eIF2 alpha phosphorylation; DNA damage checkpoint signaling. NCBI's taxonomy places the organism in Eukaryota, Metazoa, Arthropoda, Insecta, Lepidoptera, Nymphalidae. Gene Ontology annotation, cellular component: cytosol. Bases 107 to 4759 code for a protein of 1550 amino acids.
UUCGGCCUACGAUAGGGAAUUAGAUGGAAACUAGUUUGUUAUUUCUUUAAUUAAUUAAUUAUUUAAUUAUUAUUAAAACAAUAUGUGAGAUUGCGGUGCUUCUAAAAUGUGUGACGAAACUAACCAAGAGCGUCAAGAUAACGAAAUGUUCGCUUUACGGUCAAUAUAUGAGGAAGCAGUGGAAGACAACAGAAGGAAGUCAGUUUGGAAAGAAUGGCAUCCUCUGAACAUUCUCUUGACUUUGCAGCCUUCUCACACUACCAACGGUGUUCAUUGUGGGGCAACUUUGCAAUUUGACUGUUGUGAUAACUAUCCUGAUAUACCUCCAAAUAUAACAAUAGACAAAAGUUUUGGACUCUCGGAUGAUAAUGUGCAGAAAUUAUUAAAAGAAUUGCAUCAAUUGGCUGAUGAUUUGUGUGGUGAAGUUAUGAUAUUUCAGUUAGCCCAACAUACACAGCAAUUUUUAAAUAACCACAACAAACCGAUAUUAUCUUUUUACGACGAAAUGGUUAGGGAGAAAGAUGAGAUGGAAAAGUUAAAACAACAUGACAUCCAAGUUAAGGAAAAUGAAGAGCUUCAAAAAAUGAAAGAUGAAAUUGAACGGUGCCAGAAAGCGAUGCGAGGCAGCGUUGAUAGUUCGUGCAGCUCCGACCUAAACAGUGAUCAAAGGGACGGUCAGGGUGAUACGUCGAAGCUUUUAUACUAUGCUGAUGACAAAACACCGUCAGCAAAGAGGAUAUCCAAAAAGAAUUCCGGUUCAGUUACUUGUACAUGUAACAUUAAAGGUGCCAAAGUGCUUCGGUAUACACAGAAAAAUAACAAGAAAGUUUAUGUUGGGAAUUGUAUAGGUCACUCUGCAAAUGGUGCCACAACCUUCCCAGCUAUAGACGACGACGGAGAAAAAGUUAUCGCUAAGAGAUGGUACCUCGCUGUAUCAGCUGACUUCCAAACGCGGAAUAGAAAAAUAAACGCACUUCAACAGGACCUCAAGGCCAUGUGUCGAUUAAAACACACGUCCCUAGUGCCAUACGUUGCUAUGGAAAUAAAUACAGAGUCGAAAAAGACAGGUCUGCAGAACGUGUACAUAUUCCGGGACUUUGUUCUGGGGACGUCCUUGAAAUACCUCCGAGAGAAAUCGCACUUUGGCGACAAGUUGGAAAGGUUGAAAUUAGUGCGGCAUGUGGGAUUGGGCGUUUUCAGUGCCUUAAAAGAGUUACAUAGUGUUAAUGUGUUGCAUAGAGACGUUAGUGGCGAAACUGUGUUUUUGGAAGUGAACGGUGGUGUCAAAUUGGUGGGUGCGUCGCUUGAUGUAAGAUUGACUGAGAUGAUUGAAGAAGAAACCUAUUGUGACCGACAGACGAAAGCUCAGGACAUCUAUGCGGCCGCACAGUUGUUGCUCUCUAUAGUGACUGAGGAAUCGGGCAAAGAAGUACCACCCGAUUUACCCAUUACAGCUAAGGACUUCUUCUCAAGGUGUUUAAUAGAAGAUGAACAGUACCAAUGGACAGCGGAACAAUUAGUCGAACACGUCUUCUUGCUUGACGUCGCUCCAUCUAAACUGCUCAAUGGCAAAGAGAAAACGGACAGUGCUGACAGUGGUUCCGAGGAUGAGGACGGUGACAUACGGAUACGCGAUAUAAGUACGCUAGGAAACGGACAAUCACGAUUAAAUGUUGAAUUCGAAGUUCUGAACUGGAUCGGAAAAGGCGCCUUUGGUGAUGUCGUAAAGGUGAAGAACAAACUCGACGGCGGUUUCUACGCGAUAAAGCACAUCAAACUCAAUCCGAAAAGUGUGGAACUAAAUAAGAAAAUCACGAGAGAAGUGAAACUCUUGUCGCGUCUUUAUCACGAAAACGUGGUUCGAUAUUACAACGCUUGGAUUGAGACUAUAACGGAAACCGAAGAAGGGGGAGAAAUACAAGAAAGCAGCGUUGUAAAUACUCCGGCGAAAAAUAAGGGCGACUCCUUGUUAGAAGUCGUUGCGAAGCUUGGCCAAGAUAUUCAGAAUCGCACUUGGUCUAUGCCGGGUGGGCCUGUACAAGUAACAGAUGAAUCAUCCGAGACUGAAGAGGAUUCUGACGACGAAGAACCUUGGAUCAAUAUCAUGAAACAAGAAGAAGAGUCGAGCAGUGCAAUAGAAUUCGAAGCGAACUCGAAGCAAUCGGAAACUUUACCUUCCGAAGACACGACGAUACAAUUGCCAAUGUCCAAACAAGUUUUGUAUAUACAAAUGGAGUUUUGCGAAAAGAAUACAUUGAGGCAGGCCAUUGAUAAUGGAUUGUAUCAGGAAAAUGUCAGGGCUUGGAGACUUUUUAGGGAGAUCUUGGAAGGUUUAGCCCAUGUGCACCAAAAAGGUAUGAUCCAUAGAGAUUUGAAACCGGUCAACAUAUUCUUGGAUUCGAACGAUCAUGUCAAGAUAGGUGACUUUGGUCUUGCCACUAAAGUGUUUAGUGCUGUUCCGGUUGAAGAUAUCCAGUCACAGGAAGAUGGCGAUGGUCUUCUCACAGGAAAGGUUGGCACCAAACUAUACGUAGCGCCAGAGCUUCAGCAAUCUGCCAUUAAAGGGAUAUACAACCAAAAAGUCGACAUCUACUCCCUGGGCAUAAUAUUGUUCGAAAUGUUCCAUUCUCCAUUCUAUACGGGCACUGAAAGGAUUUCUGUGCUCACUAAUUUAAGGAAGAAAGAGAUUGUGAUACCAAAAGAGUUUCAGAGAGAGGAGAAUUCUAAACAGAUUCAUGUUAUAAGAUGGCUUCUAGACCACGACCCAAGUUUACGUCCAACGAGCGCAGAACUACGGUCCUCGAAACACGUACCUAGAGCGGUUCCCGAGGGUACUUUCGCCGGUGUCCUGUCUCACGCACUCAGCGAACGAGGGUCCAGAAACUAUCAGAGGCUGGUGUAUGCGUGCUUAGACCAAAAACCGUCUCCCGCUGAAGACUUCCUAUAUCACAGUGGUCUUAAGGCCAAAUCUAUGGACGUCCUUGCUGCUCUGAAAGAUAUGGUUGUUAAGGUCUUCCAAAACCACGGUGGAAUAGAGUUUACGCCACCACUCAUGAUUCCACGCACCAAACGAUGGGAUCAGUAUUCCAAUGCGGUCAGAAUUAUGACGUCAUCAGGAUCUAUAUGCCAUCUGCCGCAUGAUUUACGAUUGCCGUUUGCGAGACAUAUAGCGUAUUCGGGAACUAAAUACAUGCGACGCUAUUUAGUCGACCGUGUGUACAGAGAAAAGACAAAAGGCUUUCAUCCGCGAGAGUUAAUCGAAUGUGCGUUCGAUAUCGUCACUCCAAGAACAGAAACACUCUGGCCCGAUGCUGAGCUCCUAGUAGUUGCCAGUCGAGCGGCCAUCGAGUGCUCUCUAAAAGUGACGAUACAGUUGAAUCAUACGGAUCUGCUGAAAACACUACUACUGUCCUGUGGCGUUCCUCAAGAUAAACAUGAUGUUGUAUACCCUGUUUUAGUCGAUGUUAGUUUAGGACGUUUAACUAGUCUACAGUUGCAAACUCACCUCACAACCUUAUGUGUCACGAAAAAGGACAUAACGAAUAUGAUACGUUUGAUGGAAGCUGACGUACCCAUCAAACAAGUGCGGGAGCUGGUCGGCUCUAUGGGAAGGAACAAGUGGGGAUCAACAUUAGAAAGGGCAAUACGACAAUUGGAAGCUGUAUGUACUUACGCCAUCGCUUUGGGAUGCGAUGUACCUAUCACAGUGGCUCCCUUCCUUGCGUACAACGCAACGCAGCACUGCGGAGUGUUCUGGAAAUUAUCAAUGAUUAGAAACGAACAGCAUCCGACCACAAAGCAUCGCUCAAGGGACCUGAUCGCAGCUGGUGGCAGGUAUGAUAACUUAGUGGAAGAGUUCUGGAAAGUCGCCCGCGUAGAAAACGAUCAUAAUAAUGCAGAGUUAAAGUGCACUUCAGUUGGUUUCUGCAUGUCUUUGGACAGGAUGGCAGAAAUCUUUAAAAACAUGGAGGUCGAAGUAUCUCCUGUGAUCAAAAAAAGUGAGUGCAACACAAUAUGCGUCUUCAUAUGCAACGCCAACAAAACAGUUCAAGACGGCUCGGAAUUGAAACGCGCGCAGAUUGCUCGCGAUCUAUGGGCCAGUGGGCACUCAGCUUUAUGUUGGUUCUCCAAUCCGGCCGAUGCACACGAUCUGACCAAGUCUUCUAUGGUUUUGGUGCAUGACAGUCUUUUCGUGCUUGCGUCCUGCUGGGAGGGUACUCGCGUACGUGAAUUCAAAGUUUGCGCAACCGAAGUCAUGGAGUUCGUGAAACAGAAAUUGAAUCCCGAUAUCAUUCGAAACCCGGACUGUGGCAAUCGCACCACAAGUUGGCCUGAAGGUGAGAAAUCUAACGGUCCGACGAUAGCAGUGACGUUCAUUACAGCGAGCGAAAGGAUCACUAAAAGCAUCAAGCGACAGUGCGAAGUACAGAUAAACAAUCAAAUGACGUCCAUCUUAGUCAAUCUGGGCCUCCAGCCAGUAUUAAAUAGGGUGCGUGUAAACGUACUGGCGUUAGCGUGCGAGGCGAAUUGCGUGCGCGCCUUAGCGGCCAACCUCAGCGUACCCAUUGAGGCAGCGUACCUGCAACGUGCGUUCCAACCCGUCUGUGAUACAUAUUUCAAACGCACGAACAUUCUAGAAGACGCUCUUCGAGAGCUGACGAUCAUUUCUAAACAAGUGAACCAAAGCAGGAGUCCGGAUGAGACGCAACUAUACGCUCUCUUUUCAAUACCCGAUUCCAUAUGUCGUAUGAUUACUUGAUAUUUGAUAUUUAUGUAGAUUAAUAUAUGGAAAAAAUAUAUACUUAUCCUAAAAGUAAAAAAUUAAAUUUCUUUUGGAAAUAUAUUUACAUUAAUUCGGAUAAGGGCGAGAAAAUAUCACUGAUAUAUUGGCAGUCGUCAAAAAAUUUUCUUAAUUAUAAUUUCUUACAAACUUCUCCUAAAUCGCCAAAAUGGCUUCUGUUGGAGGCCAUUUUGGCGAUUUGAUAGAAGCGGUACGAAUAUGAUUUUUUCAACUGGUCUGCCCAUUUUGUUGGGGACCGGCCUCUAGGUCUUUUGCCUUCGGUGUUGCCCGUAACUAUAAUUUCUUCCAGGCUGUCAUUCCCCCGCCGCAUUAAGUGGCCGAAAUACGAAAGCAAACAUUGGUAACAUAUUUAUAUAUAUGUAUGAAUAUUGUAUAUAUAAUUAAAAAAGAUAGUGAUCAGUUGUCCUAGUACCCAUAACACAACACAACACAACACAUUUAC